AUUUGAUCAAAGUCAAAUAAACGCUUAUCAAAAUGUUCAAAUUCUUCGCCCUUGUAUUCGCCGCCGUCUUGGCCGUCGUAUCUGCUGGUCCUAAACCAGGUUUGGUAGCCGCUGCCUACAGUGCCCCGGUGGUUGCCGGUGCCCCAGUUGUAGCCGCCGCCCCAGCUGUUGCCUACUCCGCCCCAGUCGCCUACUCCGGAUACUCCUCUGGAUACGUUGCUGCUCCAGCCGUAGCUGGUCCAUUGGCUUACUCCGCUUACUCUGCUCCUCUUGCCGCUACCUACUAUAACAGCUUAGUAGUAGGUGGCAGCAAGAGGAGCAGAGUAAGCGGAGUAAGCCAAUGGAGCGGCUACGGCUGGGGCAGCUACGUAUCCAGAGGAGUAUCCGGAGUAGGCGACUGGGGCGGAGUAGGCAACAGCUGGGGCGGCGGCUACAACUGGAGCACCGGCAACCACUGGGGCACUGUAGGCGGCGGCUACCAAACCUGGUUUAGGACCAGCAGAUACGACGGCCAAGACGGCGGCGAAGACAAGGGCGAACUAGAUGAUGGGAAAAAUGUCAUCUUUGUUGCUCUCAUCGCUUCAGUGUUUGCGGUGCCAGCUCCUGAACCGAAACCAGCCCCCAACCCUGGUUUAAUUGCAACCUCAUACUCAGCACCAAUAAUUUCGUCUGCUCCAUUGGCUUACAGUGCCCCUCUUGCUUACAGUAGCGUUGUUUCUUCAGUUUGUGACUUUUGCAAGUACAAUCACUAUAAUUUAUACAACAUGUUCAAAUUCGUCAUCUUUGUUGCCCUCGUCGCUUCAGCGUUUGCGGUGCCAGCUCCUGAACCAAAACCAGCCCCCAACCCUGGUUUAAUUGCAACCUCAUACUCAGCGCCAAUUAUUUCGUCUGCUCCAUUGGCUUACAGUGCCCCUCUUGCUUACAGUAGCGUUGGUUAUUCUGGAUAUUAUCUUCCUUCUGCCUACGCUUCUGGAUACGCUUAUUCACCAUACUCAUCUUACAUUGUUUAAAUGCAA
Aethina tumida (small hive beetle) is the source of this 1016-nucleotide messenger RNA. RefSeq lists its product as uncharacterized. Lineage: Eukaryota; Metazoa; Arthropoda; Insecta; Coleoptera; Nitidulidae. The record is from RefSeq and is a predicted model, not a curated record. The coding region runs from base 33 to 1010 and encodes 325 amino acids. The transcript is spliced from 6 exons.